AUGCGGUGUUACAGUACAUCGUGUACAAUACCAACCAGCGGCGGAUUUCCUAACGUCUUUGCCUCUGCUGUGCAGUUUUUUGCAGCGAGUCAGUGCUUAAUUCCGGAAGAAGCUUUGAAGAAUUCUAAAGUUAAAAACAAAGCAUAUUUUGAUUUUAUAAUAGUAGGAGCGGGGUCGGCAGGAAGUGUUUUGGCAAAUAGAUUGAGUGAAAUAAAGGAAUGGAAUAUUUUACUUUUGGAAGCUGGAGGUGAUCCGCCUAUUGAAGCCAGUGUUCCAGAAUUAUAUAGAGAUCUAGUCGGAACUUGUGCCAUGGGAAGUAAUAUAAGAGUUUCAGUAGUGGAUAGCAGGCUAAGAGUACAUGGUGUUGGAAAUCUCCGAGUUAUUGAUGCAAGUAUAAUGCCUACUAUUGUAGGUGCUAACACAAAUGGACCAGCAAUGAUGAUCGGUGAAAGAGGUGCAGAGUUAUUAAAGGAAGACUACAAAAAGUAA
Arctia plantaginis is the source of this 489-nucleotide messenger RNA. The record is from the annotation of a GenBank genome assembly. Lineage: Eukaryota; Metazoa; Arthropoda; Insecta; Lepidoptera; Erebidae.